Molecule: messenger RNA, 850 nt
Organism: Leptinotarsa decemlineata (Colorado potato beetle)
Lineage: Eukaryota; Metazoa; Arthropoda; Insecta; Coleoptera; Chrysomelidae
Product: protein N-lysine methyltransferase METTL21D
Cellular component (GO): protein-containing complex; cytosol
Source: RefSeq, a predicted model, not a curated record
UUGAGGCAUCUCUGCCACAUGUUACUAUGACGUCAUAAGCACGAUCGAUGUAAUCGAUCACUGCAAUCUCUAGACACGUGCUGACAAUAUCAAGGCUGACUGUAUUUUCCAAUCAAGUUCAUCAAUGAAAUGGAGGAAAGUUAUAUCCGAGAGCUGGAAAUCGAGUCGAUAUCGAAAGUUUUACGGUUCCAUCAAAAACUAGAAGGCGAUGUCAGCUGCGUCGUGUGGGACGCGGCUAUUGUUUUGGCGAAAUAUUUGGAAACGCUUUGCCAGACCAAUACCAAAUUUUUGGUAAACAAAAAUGUGAUUGAACUGGGCGCAGGAGUCGGAUGUGUGGGAAUUACAGCGGCCUGUUUGGGAGCCAAUGUCCUGCUAACAGACCUUCCUGUUGCUAUCCCACUCAUGUCUAAAAAUGUAGAAACGAAUAAGGUAGCAUGGCAACAAUCCCAAGGAAAUGUGGAAACUAUGACUUUGACCUGGGGCGAGGAAGCAAAUAUCAAAUGUUCUCCUGAUAUUAUAUUACUGACGGACUGUGUCUAUUAUAAAGAGUCCAUCGAUUCAUUGGUCAUAACCUUGAAAGAACUAGCAAUGGAUGACACAACAAUUUUUUUAACGCAGGAGUUGAGAGAUACAGAGAAACAGAAAAAUUGCUGGGAAUAUUUUGUGAACCAUAUCAAAGAUUAUUUCGAGUUUCACCUCGUACCAAGAGAAGAACAAAACCCUGAAUUCAACAGUGCAGAUAUAGUCUUAAUCAAGCUAGUUAAGAUAUAGCUUGCAAAGUGUAUUAUAUUGUUAAAAAUGUAAUGGAACAAAGAAUUUCAAUUCCAUUAAAUUCUUCAGGAGAAUAUAA